CAAAUUCCUAGGACUGGUUAAUGAAGUAUAUAAGUGCAAAAUUUUUGUAGGUACUGUACAUUCACAAUGAAGCUCUUGAUCUUGGCUUUGUUCGUUGUUGGGGCCUAUGGAUGUGGGCGACCCACCUAUACACCCAUAGUGAACAGGGUGGUUGGUGGUGUUGAUGUUAGACCAUACAGCUGGCCCUGGCAGAUCUCCCUCCAGUAUUCCAGCGGUGGUAACUGGUAUCACACCUGUGGAGGAACUUUGAUUGCUGACCAGUGGGUUCUUACUGCAGCUCACUGCAUCAGUUUCAGUCGAACCUACAGAGUGUAUGUGGGCAAGCACAGCUUGAACACUGCCAAUGAAGCAGGCUCCAUUGCAAUUUCUGCUGCAAAGAUUUUUGUCCAUGAGCAGUGGGACUCUCAGAGAAUUAGGAAUGACAUUGCCUUGAUCAAGCUGCAGAGCCGCGUGCAGUUUUCUGACAAAAUGAUGCCUGCCUGUUUGCCUGAUAAUGGUCUGGUGCUGCCUGGGGACUACGCCUGCUAUGUCACUGGCUGGGGCCGACUUUGGACUGGGGGCCCCCUUGCAGACAACCUGCAACAGGCUCUGCUCCCUGUAGUCAGCCAUGCUGUCUGCAGUAGGUCUGACUGGUGGAGCACUCUAGUCACUGAGCAAAUGGUGUGUGCUGGAGGAGAUGGUCAGCUGUCCAGCUGCAAUGGUGACUCUGGUGGCCCUCUGGCAUGUCAGAGAUCUGAUGGUGCCUGGAUCGUUCAUGGAAUUGUAAGCUUCGGCUCCAGUAUGGGCUGCAACUACUACAAGAAGCCCUCCGUUUUCACCCGUGUGUCCGCCUACAUCCCCUGGAUCAACAAUGUAAUGACCAACAAUUAAACUGCUGUUCCUCAUGAGAAAAUAAAAGAUAUACAAUCAAUAAAAUAGAUUAUUCGCAA
Molecule: messenger RNA, 929 nt
Organism: Clarias gariepinus (North African catfish)
Lineage: Eukaryota; Metazoa; Chordata; Actinopteri; Siluriformes; Clariidae
Product: chymotrypsin-like elastase family member 2A
Exons: 8
Coding region: 67-870 (267 amino acids)
Biological process (GO): proteolysis
Molecular function (GO): serine-type endopeptidase activity
Source: RefSeq, a predicted model, not a curated record